Molecule: messenger RNA, 1347 nt
Organism: Saccoglossus kowalevskii
Lineage: Eukaryota; Metazoa; Hemichordata; Enteropneusta; Harrimaniidae
Product: beta-1,3-galactosyl-O-glycosyl-glycoprotein beta-1,6-N-acetylglucosaminyltransferase-like
Cellular component (GO): membrane
Molecular function (GO): acetylglucosaminyltransferase activity
Source: RefSeq, a predicted model, not a curated record
AUGGUACAAUCAAGACAUCGUAAUAUUGUGUUCCUGAUUCUAGUAUGCUAUACGCUUGCUCAACUGUGUUUUAUGUUGUUAUGGCGACGCAGUGUGUUUACCGAAUGUACACGAAAUAAGAUUUCGGGGUUGACACCAACAACAACAUUGACAACAAAAGGUGCAGAUGUAAUGUUCAAUUUAACAUAUUACCCGACACUUGUGCGGAAUCUGGAUUGCAGGAAGUUGAUCGAUAGUGAUAAUAUUUCUCAGUUUGCAGACAAGGUGAGGUACAUCGAAACUGAAGUUUGGUUUCCGGACAACACAUUUCUACAACUGACUCAAGAUUGCCACACAUUUACGCACGCACAUGGGUAUUUUAAUAAACCGGUUACGCGGGAAGAAAAAGACUUCCCAUUGGCAUUCGGCAUUCUAAUGUAUAAAUCAGUAUACCAGGUGGAACAAUUAUUGCGAACAAUAUACAGACCACAUAACACUUACUGUAUCCAUAUUGAUACGAAGGCUACAUAUGAAAUACAUGUGGCUAUGAAGGCUAUAGUAAGGUGUUUUGAUAAUGUUUUUAUUGCUUCUAAAUUAAACCACGUUGUCUGGGGAGAUAUAUCUAUUCUUGAAGCAGAAAAAAGGUGUCAAGAGGACUCGUUAAAGAAAGAUAAAACCUGGAAGUAUUACAUCAACCUUACAGGACAGGAAUUUCCAUUGAAAACCAAUCUUGAAAUCGUUCAAAUAUUGAAAGAGUUGAAUGGUAGUGUCGAUGUGAUGACUGGUGCAAUAGUUAACAAAAACAGGUUGGACUCGAUAUGGCAAAUGAAAAAUGAUCAGAUGCAAAAAAUAUCAAGGAGGUUGGAUCGCCCGCCAAGAAACGUCACUGCCACUAAAGGUGAACUUCACUGUGCACUCAGUCGUGUGUUUGUUGAAUUUCUCUUGGAAAGCGAUAUCUCAAAACAGUGGUUUGCAUGGCUAUCACAGUCACUCAUUCCGGAUGAAAUGUAUUACAAUAGUCUUGCAUUGUUAAAAGACGCACCCGGGGGACUCUAUCCACACACACACUCCGAUGUAAUUUCAAGGGCAAAAGUAUGGUCAGCAUCAAAGAAACCAUGCCAAGGGAAGUAUAUCCGCUCUGUAUGUGUAUUUUCCUGGAAAGACUUACCCUGGCUUUAUAAGCAGCCUCAUUUGUUUGCUAACAAAUUCCACGCAGACAAUGAUGGACUUGUUCUACGGUGUCUAGAAGAGGAGAUCACGCGUCGAAUAUUCAGUCCAGUGAUGCUUAAUAUUGAUUUUUACAUACGGUUUGGGAGGUCACAUACAUUGAAUAGCUCAUAUGAACAAUGGCAAAUAACAGAGAUAUAA